AUGGUGAUAAACCGUGCACGCUAGGCCACGCCCCUUUCUACGUUUUUGGUCGCCGUGUAUCAGAAAAUAUGUCAAAAAUUGCAACAAAUGACAGAAAUUGAGGUCGAAUGCACUGGAUACGUGUAUUUUCUGCGAAGAAAUAGAAGUACUCUUUCAAAAAUGAAAUGAAAUUUCUAAUCGGACGAGACACCGAGACACCGAGAAAAGACCGAGACAUUUGGAUUGGCGAGAAAAAGCGAGACGAGAAAAGGCGAGACGGCGAGACGACCGAGACACGGCGAGACGAGAAAGGGCGAGACGAGAAAAGGCGAGACGGCGAGACGACCGAGACACGGCGAGACGAGAAAGGGCGAGACGAGAAAAGGCGAGACGGCGAGACGACCGAGACACGGCGAGACGAGACAGGGCGAGACGGCGAGACGACCGAGACACGGCGAGACGAGAAAGGGCGAGACCGAGACAGAACCGAGACACGGCGAGACGAGACAGGGCGAGACGGCGAGACGACCGAGAAAGGGCGAGACGAGAAAGGGCGAGACCGAGACAGAACCGAGACACGGCGAGACGAGACAGGGCGAGACGGCGAGACGACCGAGAAAGGGCGAGACGAGAAAGGGCGAGACCGAGACAGAACCGAGAAAGGGCGAGACCGAGAUGAUAAUGGAACGAGACGAGACCGAGACGAGAAAAAACCGAGACGAAACAAGGGCGAGACACCGAGAUUUCUCGCAUUUUUGCGAGACGAGUCUCGACGAGACGACACACUAG
Molecule: messenger RNA, 768 nt
Organism: Caenorhabditis sp. 36 PRJEB53466
Lineage: Eukaryota; Metazoa; Nematoda; Chromadorea; Rhabditida; Rhabditidae
Source: the annotation of a GenBank genome assembly